AAGCGCGUUGAAAACAAGAGCAGCAAAGCGAGAAGAACUUUCUUGUAAAUAACCUUGCUUGUGUGCCUUAACGCUAAAGAACAACCAAGCAAGCAAUUUACAGGGACCGAAAGUUAAAGCCGAGGAAGAAUUCAAAGUGAGGAUGUAUCAGUGAGGCUUAAGGGCGGAAGCUGACAUGCAUGUGGUCAAUAGGGCAAGGUCCCUAGUUGCAGCUCGGUAAAUUGGAAAAGAAUGCAAGCCAGAAAUCUGCUUGAAUUCGCUUACAUAAGACUCAUACUAGGUUGAUAAAUCCGAACAACAUCUUUUAGCUGCCUCAAGCGUGCAAACGUGACGGCCUGGCGUGUUCGAUCUGUAAAUUAAGGCACAGGAAGGCUCAAGUGUCAAGCACGGUGACCUGUAUGACCGUGCGACAAUUUAAAUGUGAAUCUAUCUGGGGUUAGUGGAGGUGGGAAGAACAACUUAAGCCAUUCAACCAUCAUCAUUAACAAUCACAAUGGAUGAAGGUAAACAACCCUUGAGUCAGGCUGAACAAAAGCAAAUGCAAGCCGAACAACAAAUACAACAAGCAGAGGCAGAAACAGGCACUACAAAUGUGCCACGACAAUUGAACGAUGGACAAGAACCACAAGUUUUAGAUCCAAGAUUCGAUAGAGAUGAUUUAAGACAAGGUAAACCACCUCCAGCCGUACGUAAACGUCAUGCAUUACGUAUCAGACGUAAACGUAAAGAAAAGGGAAAACCUCUAACAAAAGAAGAAAAAGCAAAAGCAACACAAGGAUCCGCUCAAACAGAAGUUGCAGAGGAUGAAGCAGAUAUGACUGAUGAAGAAGUAGAGCUUACAGACAUUGAAAGUGGUGGUGCUGAUGACGAUGACUCAAACGACAAGAAACCUGGACUGGUCAGCAAGAUUUUGGGAAAGAGCUAGAUGUAUAUCACACAAUCGUACUCUGUUUUGCUGCAACUGAAAUAGAUAGCAUGU
Meira miltonrushii is the source of this 979-nucleotide messenger RNA. RefSeq lists its product as uncharacterized. The record is from RefSeq and is a predicted model, not a curated record. The transcript has a single exon. NCBI's taxonomy places the organism in Eukaryota, Fungi, Basidiomycota, Exobasidiomycetes, Exobasidiales, Brachybasidiaceae. The coding region runs from base 494 to 925 and encodes 143 amino acids.